This is a messenger RNA of Megalops cyprinoides (Indo-Pacific tarpon), 3609 nucleotides long. It is a transcript of the gene u2af2a, whose product is annotated as U2 small nuclear RNA auxiliary factor 2a. The transcript is spliced from 12 exons. Gene Ontology annotation, biological process: mRNA processing. Gene Ontology annotation, molecular function: poly-pyrimidine tract binding; pre-mRNA 3'-splice site binding. NCBI's taxonomy places the organism in Eukaryota, Metazoa, Chordata, Actinopteri, Elopiformes, Megalopidae. The record is from RefSeq and is a predicted model, not a curated record. The coding region runs from base 540 to 1952 and encodes 470 amino acids. Gene Ontology annotation, cellular component: nuclear speck; commitment complex; nucleus.
UUCCGGUGAUAAGGGAGACAACGAGACAGACGGCAGCAGCAGGCACAAGGCCUCGUCUGUCACUUAGAGAGAUAUUGCAAAUAAAAAAGAAUAGGAUUUAAGAUUAUAGAAACCAUCAGAGACAGUUCUGUUCACACCACGUUGCAACCAGCAAUCUCCGCUCAAUAACCAUUUAUUACUCCUUGUUGAGACUCAAGCGUGGGCCUACCCACGGGGGCUGCUCUUUAACUUGUCUAGGCAGCUCGCUGCAGCUUAAACAAAAAGAGCACACUCUUUCUAAAACGAAAACGCUUGGUUGCAGUUGUUUCUUCUUUGCAAGACAUUCUAAGUCACUUCAAACUGUUUGAUUAAUCAUCUUUUAACUUAUGAUAUUUUUUCUUUCGCAUACUUUCUGGUGAGUGGGCGCGUGGAAUUGCAUUUUGCUAGCUAGCUUGCUAGCUAGCAGACGUUCGUGUUACUAGCUAGCAAACUUGCUAGCGUGCUAGUGCCGGCUAGCUGGCUAACUACUGCCCGUCCGUCCAUUCAACCACGAUUCUAAUAUGUCGGAUUUUGACGAGUUUGAGAGACAGUUGAGCGAAAACAAGCAAGAACGGGACAAAGAGAACAGACACCGCCGCCGCACACCGUCCCGAAGUCGCAGCCGUGAGAGGAAGAGGAGGAGUCGAGAGAGGAGGAGCCGGGAUCGACGCAGCGACAGCAAGGAUCGCAGACAGAGACGCAGCACACCAAUCAAAACCAAACCACAAGAGGUUGCUGUGAGUAGUCGCUCUCCACACCGUGAGAAGAAGAAGAAAGUGAGGAAAUACUGGGAUGUUCCUCCCCCAGGCUUUGAGCACAUCACGCCCAUGCAGUAUAAAGCCAUGCAGGCUGCUGGGCAGAUCCCAGCCACUGCCCUCCUGCCCACGAUGACCCCCGACGGCCUGGCGGUCACACCCACCCCAGUGCCUGUGGUGGGCAGCCAGAUGACCCGACAGGCCAGGCGGCUCUACGUUGGCAACAUACCGUUUGGCAUCACGGAGGAGGCCAUGAUGGACUUCUUCAACGCCCAGAUGCGUCUGGGUGGCCUGACCCAGGCGCCUGGAAACCCUGUCCUCGCCGUGCAGAUUAACCAGGACAAAAACUUCGCAUUUCUCGAGUUCCGCUCAGUGGAUGAGACGACCCAGGCCAUGGCCUUCGAUGGCAUCAUCUUCCAGGGCCAGAGCCUGAAGAUCCGCCGUCCUCAUGACUACCAGCCUCUGCCUGGCAUGAGCGAGAACCCCAGCGUCUAUGUACCGGGUGUGGUGUCCACAGUGGUGCCAGACUCAGCCCACAAACUCUUCAUCGGUGGCCUACCCAAUUACCUCAACGAUGACCAGGUGAAGGAGCUUUUGACGUCCUUUGGCCCCUUGAAGGCUUUUAACCUGGUAAAGGACAGUGCCACGGGGCUCUCGAAAGGCUAUGCCUUCUGUGAAUAUGUAGACGUUAAUGUGAAUGACCAGGCUAUUGCCGGACUUAACGGGAUGCAGUUGGGGGACAAGAAGCUCCUGGUGCAGAGGGCCAGCGUGGGAGCCAAGAAUGCCACACUGACGAGUAUAAACCAGACCCCGGUGACGCUGCAGGUGCCGGGGCUGAUGAACAGCUCGGUGGUGCAGAUGGGCGGCCUGCCCACGGAGGUGCUCUGCCUCAUGAACAUGGUGGCUCCCGAGGAGCUGCUGGACGACGAGGAGUACGAGGAGAUCGUGGAGGACGUGAGGGACGAGUGCAGCAAGUACGGCCAGGUGAAGAGCAUCGAGAUCCCGCGGCCCGUCGACGGACUGGAGGUGCCUGGCACUGGCAAGAUCUUUGUGGAGUUCAUGUCGGUGUUUGACUCCCAGAAGGCCAUGCAGGGGCUGACGGGCAGAAAGUUCGCCAACAGGGUUGUGGUGACCAAGUACUGCGACCCUGACGCCUAUCACCGCCGAGACUUCUGGUAGACCUGGGGAAGGGGGAGGGCGGGAGGGGGGCAGGAAAGGAGCUUGGAUUGGUAGAGGUUUGAGGGGGAGGGGAUUUUCCCCAUAUUUUGUAAUAGGAAAGGAGAGUGAGUUUUGAGGGGACUAAAACAUUUUGUAUAUCGAGAGACAGCGGGACCGAGUUAGACUUUGAGAGGAAAGGUAAAAACAGCUGGAGGUUGGGGGGAAUCUGUUAAUUGCAAUCGAAGGGUGACUUGGGGGGGAGGGAGGGGAGAGCCAUCUGAAACAUGGUAUUUAAAUGGAGGGAGUCUGUCUUUACAUGUGGAAACAGAGGAAGAUGUGCAAGUGGGAUUGACUUCUCCCCACUCGCGCAGAGAGGAGGGUGGAGUGAGUGACACAAGCUGAAGAGCAGUCACAGAUUUACCAUAUACUCAAAUUCUGUAGCAGAGGACGUCUCCUGAGAGAAGGGGUCAGUGGGUAGAGUUUGGGAGGAGGGCGGCGUGAAGACGCAGAAGGAAAAUGGUCCAUGUGUGAAAACGAGGAGAUGGGGUUAGUGAAAACAGAAUAGUAGCAGUAUCAAUCUUUAUACAUUUCCCUCCAUUUCAGAAGCCGUUAACAGAUUGCUCUCUAUGAUACUCCUGUCAGUAGCAGCGUCGGUAACACUACUUGACACCCCGUAUUCAAAUUUAUAUUUACUGAAAAAUUGUAAUUUCAGUAGUUUACCAUUUUUAAUGGAAUCCUAACAUCGGCUGCUGUUUUUGGUGCCCAGAAUAAUUAGAGAAAUUAACAUUGUGCGUAACAGCAUACGAUCAUAAUUGCUGAGCACCGAAAUUCAUUUUAAUCUAUAGAGCCCAUGUUUUUUGUAUGCGCAGUCUCUCAACCUUGUUUUGAUAGUAAAACUAUUAAAAUGUUAGCUGUUGGGAUAAUGGUAUAAUUUUUCAUCAGUACCUUUUGAAGACACCACAUAAUGGCCAAUAGUGAACUGUACACUAAAAGUCACCACUGGUCUUUCAGUUAAAAUGAGGCUAACAUUUCAUUGAAAAUGUCAGCACUAGAUUAUGCCAAAGCUUUUGACAGACUAGUUUCAUAUUGUGGAGGACAAGUCGGCACGACCAGAUGGAAAUAUUUACAGAUACGUCUUUAUGUAUGAUAUAUUUAUUUCAACCCCGUGGUUACUAUUUUAAAUGCAGUCAUGAAUUUUUCAACACCAAGUGAACUGUUGACAGAAAUCUGGGACAGAUUUUUUUUUUUUUGACCUCUUCUCUCAGUGUGAGAUUGCUGUAGAUUGUAAGAACAUGUCACUAUUUGCCUCAGACUCCUCUCGUUUUCUCUAACAUUUCACCCCCCUUUUUAUUUUUACGUAAAUUACUGUACCAACUUCAUGCUAAUGACCAGUGACACAGUUUAGUGUUACACAGUACAGUAUAGGGUAAACACAUACAGCUCUUAGUUCCUUUGUUGUUUGUAGAGCUGUGGGGCUAAACUAUGACUUUGCGCUACCAAAUCGUUAUUGUUUUUGUUGGACAAAACGGCAGUCACAGACGGGGUUGUAGAUACUUAAUAGAUCUUCAAAUCAUACUUUCAGGCUGCAUUCUGCAUUACAAAGGUUUGAAAGAACUGUUACAAACACUUAUCUCUCCUCCUCUCCUCACUCACCUCUUGAGCUUUUAUCUUUACUACA